AUUGUGCGUUCAUUUGUAUCUAUAAAACCAUAUAGUGCACUUGCACCGUAAAUAUUUAAUUGUUUUAAUAUUUAUUUCAAAAUGAGUGCUGAAAUUUAUUUGACGAGGUUUGAAGAAAACUGUUUGUUAACUCAACCAGAGAAAACUCCUCCCCCACAAAUAUCAAAUUUUUAUUGGAAAAAUGAUAAUGAAGAAAAGUUUAAGGUUUUUAUCACCACACCAAAUCGCUACGUUUAUUAUAAUCUAGAAGAAUACGUAGGAGACAUAGAAAUCAGUCAAAUCGAUGAAGGCGGAUGGAAAUGGGUGAGCAAAUGUGUACUGCUGUCUCUUACGGAUACGUACCCUGAAGAUCAACCGUUUAUUAAUCACAUGGAGCAUUUGAUCGCUAAUUUGAAUGCAUGGAAUAACAAUCAAUCGGUAAACGUUGGAUGUAAUAAAGAUCUGAAUAGAUCCUAUAAACUUACUAAGUACUUUGUGCAACGUAUUAUAAAUGUUCCACAGAAAUUAAGAGGGAGAUAUGCAGAAUUCAAAGGUGAAAUAACGGUGCAUCCUGACAAUGAUGCGUUAAAUGUAAUUCAUGCGAUGAAUAUUGGAUUCGAAUUAGCAGCAGAACGUUUUGCCAAUGAUCGAAAUCAUGGAGUUUAUGCUUAUGGACAAGGUCAUGGACAAUGAUGCUGAUCAUAGAGUGCUUAAUAUGGAAUAUAUGCAUAGUUCCAUUAUAAUAUUACCUAUAAAAAAUAAUAAUUUUUAGCACAAUAUUUUAUAUCAAGUUUAUGAUUUACAUAACUUUGCACGAUUAUUUCCACUAAAACUUUAACAAAAGGCACUUAUUUUAUAAAUAUUAUAAUCUACCUAUAUAUCAUUACGUAUACAGUGUUGUAAAGAUUUGAUUUAAAGUAUGAAAACAAUUUACUGAUAAGGAAUAUUUUGAUUUUAAAUUAUUUAAAAUCGUAGUAUUGGAUUUUUAAUUUAUAAAUUUUAUAAAUAAUAAAUAUUGAAUUCAAAACAUCAUAAAAACAUCAUAGGUAUAUCUAUAAUAGUAUAAUCAAUAUUAUAUUAUAACUAAUUUGUCUUAAAAAUUAGUUUUAUUUACAUGGACAACGACAGCGUAACAACUUAAUAUUACUACAAACAUACUCAUUUUAUAUUCUUCUAGAUAUUAGUCAAUUUUAUAGUAAAUACAAAUGUAAACUAAUUAUACAUUAUAUACAAUAUACAUAUUAUAUGGAAUUAAAAUAUUGUAGAUAUAAUUAUUAUCAAAACAAUAUUGUCAUUUAAAAAUAUAUAUCUAUAAAAU
Messenger RNA from Acyrthosiphon pisum (pea aphid), 1297 nucleotides. RefSeq lists its product as uncharacterized. The record is from RefSeq and is marked predicted. NCBI's taxonomy places the organism in Eukaryota, Metazoa, Arthropoda, Insecta, Hemiptera, Aphididae.